This is a messenger RNA of Entrophospora sp. SA101, 687 nucleotides long. Lineage: Eukaryota; Fungi; Glomeromycota; Glomeromycetes; Entrophosporales; Entrophosporaceae. The record is from the annotation of a GenBank genome assembly.
AUGGAGCUCUGCAAAAAAGAUUCAUCAUGCAAAAAUAAGAUCGAAUUUUAUUAUGAAAAUACUUCAAAAGAUUAUAUACUUAUGUUAUAUUUAGUGAAAAAGGUAACGGUAGAAGAGAUUGUUAAUAGAAUUAAAAAUGGAAAGUAUAUCUCAAAAGAAAUUGUUCUAGAGAAAAUUAAAAAAUCACGUCAAGAUUCUGAGGUUGUUGCAACUUCGAGUGUAGUUUCAUUGAAGGACACGUUGUCACAUAGUAGAAUUAAUUUACCAUGUAGAUCAAUCCAAUGCAAUCAUCUUCAAUGCUUUGACGUUUACUCAUAUUUUAAGAUGAAUGAACAGACUCCUACUUGGACAUGCCCAAUAUGUCAUAAAAUACUUGAUUCAUGGGAAGAAAUUGUAGUUGAUGGUGAAGACAAUUCAUCUGAAGGUGACUCAGGUUCAAGCCCAGGCUCAGAUUCAUCUAAUUUGUCAAAUUCACCCAACGCUGAUUCAGAUAAUUCAGAUGAAAAUGAUUCAGAUGAUGAGUCAGAUGACAAUGAUUAUAAGCAUGCUAAAAAUAAGAAUAUUAAAAACAAUGUUACAAAUAAUAGAAUAUUCAAAAAAUCAAAUAGUCCAAUUUUCAUCGAUCUUACACAAAGCAGUAGUGACGAAGAAAUUGAUAACGAUACGGGAUUUAAUAAAACCAAAUAG